AUGGCAGAAGUCACCAUCACCGGCUGGGACUCUCGCGAUGUACGAUUCCCAACCUCCCUCGACAAGACUGGCUCCGACGCCAUGAACGCAGCAGGCGACUACUCCGCCGCAUACUGCAUCCUGAAGACGGACUCGCCCUUCUCAGGCCACGGCAUGACCUUCACCAUCGGCCGCGGCAACGACAUCGUUUGCAAAGCCAUCGACAAUGUCGCCGACCGCAUCCGAGGCCGCACCCUCUCCUCCCUCGUCGCGAACUGGGGCCAGACGUGGCGCUACCUCGUCUCGGACUCGCAGCUGCGCUGGAUCGGGCCCGAGAAGGGCGUCAUCCACCUCGCGCUCGGCGCCGUCGUCAACGCCAUCUGGGACCUCUGGGCCAAGACGCUGGACAAGCCCGUGUGGCGCAUCGUGGCCGACAUGUCGCCCGAGGAGUUCGUGCGGUGCAUCGACUUUCGCUACAUCACGGAUGCGAUCACGCCCGCGGAGGCGGUGGCCAUGUUGAAGGGGGUCGAGGCCGGCAAGGCGGAGAGGGUGCAGCACGCCUUGGAGAGCAAGGCCGUGCCGGCGUAUACGACGAGUGCGGGCUGGCUUGGCUACGGGGAGGAGAAGAUGAAGGGGCUGCUGGAGGAGACGUUGAGCAAAGGCUACCGGCACUUCAAGCUGAAGGUUGGGACGUCGCUCGAGGCGGAUCGGAAGCGAUUGACUAUUGCGAGGGAGGUGAUCGGCUAUGACACGGGCAACAUCUUGAUGGUGGAUGCGAACCAGGUCUGGUCCGUACCGGAAGCCAUCGAGUACAUGCAGCAGCUGAAGGACUUCAAGCCCUGGUUCAUCGAGGAGCCCACCUCCCCGGACGACAUCCUCGGCCACAAGGCCAUCCGCGACGCGCUGCGCCCGCACGGCAUCGGCGUGGCCACGGGCGAGAUGUGCCAGAACCGGGUGAUCUUCAAGCAGCUCCUCAGCUCGGGCGCCAUCGACGUCUGCCAGAUCGACGCCUGCCGCCUGGGCGGCGUGAACGAGGUCCUCGCCGUCCUGCUCAUGGCCAAGAAGUUCGGCGUCCCCAUCGUGCCCCACUCCGGCGGCGUCGGCCUGCCCGAGUACACGCAGCACCUGAGCACCAUCGACUACGUGUGUGUCAGCGGGAAGCUGAGCGUCUUGGAGUACGUCGAUCAUCUGCAUGAGCAUUUCAAGAACCCCUCCGUUAUCAAAGGUGGCUACUAUCAGACCCCCAUGGAGCCCGGGUACAGCGUGGAGAUGAAGCCCGAGAGCAUGGAGCGCUUCAGCUUCCCCGGCGGUCCGUCGGGAUGGUGGCAGAGUGAUGAGGCGAAGCCGAUCUUGGAGGGUGUCAAGAUCUAG
Messenger RNA from Drepanopeziza brunnea f. sp. 'multigermtubi' MB_m1, 1350 nucleotides. RefSeq lists its product as uncharacterized. The record is from RefSeq and is a predicted model, not a curated record. Gene Ontology annotation, biological process: amino acid catabolic process; carbohydrate catabolic process. NCBI's taxonomy places the organism in Eukaryota, Fungi, Ascomycota, Leotiomycetes, Helotiales, Drepanopezizaceae. Gene Ontology annotation, molecular function: magnesium ion binding; L-fuconate dehydratase activity.